AUGGGUGCUCACGAUACAGAAGGUAAAAGGGCGAGUCCGAGGAGUAGCCCUCCAUUACAAGAAAAGUCAGAUCUGACGGGGCAUGAUGAACAAGAUACAGAUCCAUCCCCCUAUGAUAACCAAGGCCUCUUACACGGCAACGCAGUAAUCGAAGCCGGCGGCAGCGACGAAGACGGUGAAUUCUCCGCCAGCGACUUUGAUCCUGACGAUUCAUCAAGUCUUCGCUCCUCCUCAACAUCCAUAAGCUCCAGUAUUCUCGAACACAGCUACCAAAACGGUCGUCGAUAUCAUCGCUAUCGCCAUGGCCGAUAUCCCUUGCCGAACGAUGAGGCAGAGCAGAAUCGUGAAGAUAUGCUUCAUGCGAUGAUGUUGGAGGCUACAGAUGGACGGUUAUUUUAUGCGCCGAUAGAUGAGAAUCCGCAGAGGAUAGCGGACUUGGGGACUGGUACGGGGAUAUGGGCUAUUGAGAUUGGUGAGAAAUAUCCAAGUGCUGAAGUAUUGGGAUUGGAUCUAAGUCCAAUACAACCGACAUGGGUACCUCCAAACGUCAAAUUUUAUGUGGACGAUAUCGAAGACGAAUGGCUCAACGGCGAUGACUUUGACUUUGUUCAUCUCCGUAACAUGAUCCCAAUCCUCAAAUCGCCUGUAACCCUCCUCAAGCAAGUUUAUGCGCAAGUCCACCCCUUCUAA
This is a messenger RNA of Fusarium fujikuroi IMI 58289, 690 nucleotides long. RefSeq lists its product as uncharacterized. The coding region runs from base 1 to 690 and encodes 229 amino acids. The transcript is spliced from 4 exons. Gene Ontology annotation, molecular function: methyltransferase activity. NCBI's taxonomy places the organism in Eukaryota, Fungi, Ascomycota, Sordariomycetes, Hypocreales, Nectriaceae. The record is from RefSeq and is a predicted model, not a curated record.